CGCGCCCCCGCCCCCGCCCCCGCCCGAGAUCCACCCUCGUCGGCGCUCUGCCGCCGCAUCGCCCCUUCUUCUGCCUGCCGCGCGCCCCCCUGCUCCUUCGCAGCUCUGCCCCGCCGCCGCCGCAUCGGCCCCUCCCCUCCCCUGCUCCCCCGCAGCUCCGUCCCGCCACCGCGCACCGCUGCCUUGAGCUCCCCGCCUGGACGCAUUUUGGAUCUCCCGUCGGAGACCAACGUUUUUGGGUGGUGCCCUUUCAGCCCCACUAGGACUCAAUUUGGCUUUUGGGUCUCCUCCACCGUUGGAGAUAGCCUAAGGAAGGAAGGUCCCAACCUAAUCCUCUACCUUAGACGUUAGCGCAGUUCCAUCGGGUGCUUGAGCAGCUCCGCCGAGGCUUGCGCGGACUUGAACCCGUCGUGCGGGGAGGGCGAGGGCGUGCCGGCGUCGGUCGCCGCGCUGCGCGGAGCGCCACUGUCCGCGACGAGCCGCCGGACAGGACGAGCGUGGACACUCUGCACGCAGCAGCACGAGCGCCGCUGGCAGCCGUCCGGUGUCCGAUUGGGAAGGAUGAAAUCAAAGAGGCAAAAACGGCGAGCUAGCUAGGGAGGGAAACCGGAGGCGCUGCCGCGAGCUUCGACGGCGGCGGAUUGGUUCUGACGCUGCGGCGUGGGCUCGGCCAGCGGUGCGGCGGCGCGGCACGCUCGCGCUCUCGGUGGCUUGGCCGGCGCUGCGGGCCUGUGAGCUGCGGCGCAGUUGACCCUUCGUAGCGUGAAGGCCACCUAGAAGAACCGGAAGGCACCAUUCCCGCUGCCAUUUGCAAAUUGCAAGAAUCAAGACACCAAACGACAAGCUAGAACAAACCAGCAAGGAUACGGUAUCCAAGGCACAGUUUUUUCCCUCAAGAUAACUGGGUAUUCAUCUGACUCGAUGCCCCAAGUGAAGGCCGCCUCUGCGCUGGUGAACCGGCCGGUGCCCGCACCUUCAUUGUUGGAGCUCAGAGCCCGUAGACUCUACAGUCAUAGCCAUUUCCCCUCAACAUCUCGUAUUUCCUGCUCAUCAGAGUUCUCAGAUAGAUGUUCUGCCAAGGAGUUGGAAGCAUCUGAGUACACUGACGAUACAUAUGCUGAGAAUGCUGCUGACAGGGAUGAAGAAGGGGAGUGUUUAGGAUGGAGCAAAGAAGAAAUUGAUGCCAUUUCUGCACUCUUCGACCGGCCAAUGCGUCAGAAGCCCCUGAAGCCGCCAAACCCCAUGAGGCAGCGGGCGCUCCCAUUGCCACUACCGCACAAGACGAGGCUGCCUAUCGGUCCGGCGCCCAAGCAGCAUGUCCGGCUUGCUGCAAGAGCUGCGCUGUCAUCUCGCGCUUCCUUCAGCUAUCAGGUGUGCAAAAACCCGGAAUUCCUACUUGGGAUUGCUCGGGAGAUCGCUGGGCUUCCUCCAGAGCAUGGUGUCUCCAUGGUGCUCAACCGGUGGGCGAGGUUUCUCCGAAAAGGUUCCUUGUCACUGACCAUCCGUGAGCUGGGGCACAUGGGAUUCCCCGAGCGCGCACUGCAAACAUUGUGCUGGGCUCAGAGGCAGAAAGUUGUGCCAUUGUUCCCCGACGACCGGGUUCUUGCUUCCACCAUUGAAGUUUUGGCUCGUUUUGACCAGCUUAAAGUGGAGUCUGCAUUGGAGCAAUGCGCCCCCACGGCGAGCCGUGCUGUUCUUGAAGCCAUGGUUAGCGGGUUCAUCAGGGCAGGGAAAGUAGACCUUGCGCGCAAACUCCUGGAACUUGCAAGGAUCAAUAACAGGACACUGCACCCCAGCAUCUAUGUGAAGCUGAUGCUGGAAGCCAUCCGGACACCUGAAGGUUAUGGGCUUGCCUCAGCAUUGGUUGAUGAUCUUGGUGAUAGGUCGGACUUGGAGCUUCGCCCGCAGGACUGUACGGCUGUCAUGAAAGUCUGCAUAAAGCUUCGACGGUACGCAGCCGUGGAGAGCCUGUUCAGUUGGUUCAGGGGAUCUGGUGGGAGCCCCACCUUGGUUAUGUACACAACAGUGAUCCACAGCCGCUACCGUGACGGUAUGCACCGCGAGGCUCUGUCCCUGGUGUGGGAAAUGGAGCAGAUUGGUUGUCUGCUUGACCUGCCAGCCUACCGGGUCAUUAUCAAGUUGUGUGUGGCGUUGCAUGACCCAGAGAGAGGCCUCCGGUAUUUAUCAAGGAUGAAGGAGGCUGGGUUUGUCCCAAUGGGCGACAUGUACAAUGAUCUGAUAGAAGGUUAUGUGGCUGAGGGGAGGUUGGCCAAGUGCUGGCAGCUGAUCAGGGAGGCCGAGUCGGUCGGUUUGAAACUGGACAGGAGGCUGCUCGCACGCUUGUCUGAAACUGGAGAUGUCCAUUCUUGUUGACUCUCCGAGUGUUGUUGUCAUCUCACAGACAGAGUAGAACAGGAACAAAAAUACACACACUUCUGUGUAAUUGCUCUUUUGUGUAAACCUUGUUUUCAGAUGAAUUAUCAUCUGGAGUAUAAUCUUUGUAGUACAAGAAAGGGGUCAAGCAAUUACGUUUCUGUGGUGUUAAGUCCCUCGUGUAGUUUUCACUGGUCAAUGUUAUUGACAAAAUACAAUUGGUGAUUGGACUGCA
Molecule: messenger RNA, 2608 nt
Organism: Panicum virgatum (switchgrass)
Lineage: Eukaryota; Viridiplantae; Streptophyta; Magnoliopsida; Poales; Poaceae
Product: pentatricopeptide repeat-containing protein At2g01860-like
Exons: 2
Coding region: 922-2373 (483 amino acids)
Molecular function (GO): protein binding
Source: RefSeq, a predicted model, not a curated record